This is a messenger RNA of Oreochromis aureus, 4995 nucleotides long. It is a transcript of the gene fzd3a, whose product is annotated as frizzled class receptor 3a. Gene Ontology annotation, cellular component: plasma membrane. The transcript is spliced from 9 exons. Bases 495 to 2573 code for a protein of 692 amino acids. The record is from RefSeq and is a predicted model, not a curated record. Lineage: Eukaryota; Metazoa; Chordata; Actinopteri; Cichliformes; Cichlidae. Gene Ontology annotation, biological process: canonical Wnt signaling pathway; non-canonical Wnt signaling pathway. Gene Ontology annotation, molecular function: Wnt-protein binding; Wnt receptor activity.
AGGAGGACGGAGGAAGAGGACAGGAGGGGGAGAGGAGGGUGCUGGUGGAGGGACAUUCAGUCAUUGUUACCAACUCGAGGAGCGGCGAAGACCCCGCUUACUCCCCGAAUUUUGCGGACAGCCUUCAGACAGAGCAUCAUUUCCACAGGGGGUCGUCGCUCGUAUUUCCACCAGCAUCAUCGUGGUCCGUGAAGGCCGGAGACGAAGGAGUGUUUUCAGCAUCUUAAAGGACCACAGCAUCACUUAGGUGAUGGAGGCCCUGUGACUCAGUGUAGUCAUGGUGAUGGAUGCAGCCAGCUUGGCCUUGUUGGAUUUCGCUGCCCACCCCAUGGUGUUUCUCUGUGAUCUAACGAGGAGGAAAGGACAAACAGCUGGUCCUUAAGUCUGGUAAUUUUUCCCACUUCCUGGUUAAAAGACCACGAUGCUGACAGGGCUCGAGCCCUCUCCGUGAGCCGUCAUCUCCUGGGUCUUGCUUCUUUUCUCCUGUACGGAUCAUGGAUCUCCUGUGGGUGCUUUCCGUGUCCAUGCUGACCGUGUGUGUUGCCGUCCCCAUGGAUGCUGUGGCCGGGAGCCACAGUCUGUUCACCUGUGAGCCCAUCACCCUGCGCAUGUGUCAGGGGCUGCCCUACAACUCCACCUUCAUGCCCAACGUCCUCAACCACUAUGACCAGCAAACCGCUGCUCUCGCCAUGGAGCCUUUCCAUCCCAUGGUGAACCUGCAGUGCUCCCCGGAGCUCAGGAUGUUCCUGUGUGCGCUCUACGCCCCAGUUUGUACCGAGUACGGUCGGAUCACGCUGCCGUGUCGCCGCCUCUGUCUGCAGGCCAAGAGCGACUGCUACAAGCUGAUGGACAUGUUUGGUGUCAGCUGGCCAGAGGAGAUGGACUGCAACAGGUUCCCAGACUGCGACGAGCCCUACCCCCGCCCCGUGGACCUCCUGUCCAGCUCGGACACGACCGAGUCUCCCAUCGCGGUCCAGAGGGACUACGGCUUCUGGUGUCCCCGCGAGCUCAAGAUCAGCCCCGAGCUCGGCUAUUCCUUCAUGGGGGUGCGAGACUGCUCUCCUCCGUGUCCCAACAUGUACUUCACACGUGAAGAGCUGACAUUCGCCCGCUACUUCAUCGGAGUCGUGUCCAUCGUCUGCCUCUCUGCCACGCUCUUCACCUUCCUGACGUUCCUCAUCGACGUGUCGCGAUUCCGCUACCCGGAGCGCCCGAUUAUAUUUUACGCCGUGUGCUACAUGAUGGUGUCCCUGGUGUUCUUCCUGGGGUUCCUGUUGGAGGACAAAGUUUCCUGUAAUGCAGCUAGUCCUGGGAGGUUUAGGGCUUCGACCGUGACUCAAGGCUCCCAUAAUAAGGCCUGCACUCUUCUCUUCAUGGUGCUGUACUUCUUCACCAUGGCUGGCAGCGUGUGGUGGGUCAUUUUAACCAUUACCUGGUUCCUAGCUGCUGUUCCUAAGUGGGGAAGUGAGGCUAUAGAGAAGAAGGCCCUCCUGUUCCACGCCUGUGCCUGGGGCAUCCCCGGCGUCCUCACGGUGACUCUGCUCGCCAUGAACAAGAUCGAGGGAGACGGCAUCAGUGGCGUUUGCUUCGUCGGGCUCUACAACUUAACAGCCCUGCGCUGGUUCCUGCUGGCCCCGCUGGGACUGGAUGUAGUGGUGGGCGUGGUCCUGCUGCUGGCAGGUAUUGCUGCUCUUAACAGAGUCCGCAUGGAGAUCCCGCUGGAGAAGGAAAACCAGGAAAAGCUGGUGAAGUUCAUGAUUCGUAUCGGUGUGUUCUCCGUGCUCUACCUGGUUCCACUGCUGACCGUUCUGGCCUGCUACCUUUAUGAGAGCAGCUACAGGGCUGUCUGGGAGACCACCUGGGUCCAGGAGAAAUGCAGAGACUACCACAUCCCGUGUCCCUACCAGGUGGAGCAGACCAGUCACCCCGACCUGGUGUUGUUCCUCAUAAAGUACCUGAUGAUGCUGAUUGUAGGAAUCCCCUCUGUGUUCUGGGUGGGCAGUAAGAAGACCUGCUUCGAGUGGGCCAGUUUCUUCCACGGCAAGAGACAUAAAGACGGGAUGGUCAACGAUAGCCGACAAGUGCUCCAGGAGCCCGACUUCACCCAGCUGCUCCUCAGGGAUCCCAACACCCCCAUUGUGAGGAAGUCACGGGGCACAUCCACGCAAGGGACCUCCACCCACGCCUCUUCCACCCACCUGGCCAUGCUGGACGAGCCGCCAAGCGCCAGCACCAGCCGAGCCGGCUCUGUGCGCAGCGCCCGCUCCAAGAUGAGCAGCUACCACGGCAGCCUGCACCGCUCGCGAGACAGCAGAUACACGGCCUCCAGUUUCAGGGCUGCAGACGACCGGCUGCCAUAUGGGAGCCUGCCUCGUCUAAACCACCAAUCACAGUCCAGGCACUGCAGCACCAAUCACCUCGACAGCCUGUCGCAGCACGGCUCCACCCAGAGGCUCGAGAGCCAGUCGCGCCACAGCAGCAUCAGGGACCUGAGCAGCGGGGCCACGGCGGUUCUCGGAGUGCCCGGAAACGGGAUCCACAGAGUCCUGGAGGAGGAUGGAGCGACCGCCUGAAGGGGUGGAGUCCGAGGAGCAGAGUGUCGACGAGCAGCCACUCUGAUACGUUUGGAGCUCAGAGCCGAAAUAACGAUGAAACAAAUGCUGCAUCAGCUUAAAGACGGAGUCCGAUUACAGAGGGGGGGCCUCGCACUGAGGGCACGGGACAGAAAUCUUUGCCUUAAACAUCCUCACAGCUUUAUGACGUAGCCUCCCAGUGUGACUCAAACUGAUCUUAGCACAGUUUUUAAACUCCACCCAGUCAGGGAACGACAACAUCACCGUUGGACCUAAACGACUGAGCCAGACAAAUGUGACCGACCGCACGACGCGGCUUACUUUGUAUAAAAGGACUUCGAUUAUGGACACGAGACAUUUGGAGCUCCGUCCUCUAGUUUUUAGUGUUUGGGAGGUUUUUGGGGUGGGGGUGGGGCUUAGAUUACAAAGAGACUCAUUACCCUUGUUCCAUGUUUUCUUCUAUUUAUGAGGGGCAGCCAAUCAGGAGAAAACCGGCCUAAAUGGAGAAGAACUGAAACAACUGGUUUCAGUGAGAGGAUGAAACGUCAUCAGAUCCAUCCACAGCUUUUAGAUCUCUGCUGAAUCUGAACCUGCUAUUCUGCACACGAAGGGAUUUAAGUCUGCUGAACUUUCUAGAAGCCUCGCCUCAUUUUAAAAGCUGGAUUUUAGUGAGUGUUUUAUUGCACCUGUGCAAUAACGUAUGGAACGAUACAAGGAAGUCAUGUCAGUCUAUGCUUUACUGUUUUAAACCCAAGGGCUGAAAUCCAGAAUAUAAAUGCUGAAUCCAAACUCCUGCCUUAUGACUGUGAAGAGAACAAACCCAACAGAGGUGAUGAAGCACAGAUUUAAUGACGUGCAAAAAACCUCAAGCAGAGCAUCAGUGAGCUUCAUGGAGCUGUGCGGACACCUGAACACCAACACAGCUGAACACAGUUUACCUUCCCUUUCCGUCCGAACACGUUCGCUUUGAACAGAUUUGCUCCGUCCUGUUAGAGCAACGUUUCCUCGAGAGGCAAAACAUGUUCAUAGAUGUAAAAAGUGUCAUUUCUAAUAAAGUUUCAAACAAAUCAAAAGCUUCUGAUGUUUCCUGAAGAGAAAUGAGCACACGGCAACACUGGAGUGUAUUUGUAACAGCCCUCCGCUUUAUUGAAAUACAUCGGAGUCGGGUUAAUAUAAUGAGUUCUCCACGUAAGUGUGGCAGCCGCUUCCAUACAUUAUUUUUGUUUUGACCUUACACCUUAAAUAUUUUUGUGCAAAAAAAGAAUCUACAUCAGCUGUAGUGGGUUAUCCUCAGUAAAACACCCAAACCGUCCCAAAAAGAAUAAAACGACAAACCGAAAACAAAAAUGAUUACAUCUAUAACAUGCAAAACUGUACAAAUUAUUACAAAGCAAUCCUAGAAAACAAAGUGGAAUAUGAUAUGAAAGAGCAAAACAAUAUAGAAGGUACUGGAGAUAAGACCUCACUGAAAUGUAAAGGCGUUUCCAUUUCUUUAAAUUGCGGCACUUCAGCCGUGAAGCCACCUGUCGCCCAACACUCACUGCCGUCUCCACCCGGGUCACAUUCCCUCACUCACUGCUGCCCGUCCAUCAAAUGAAUCAAACGCACCUCGAUUACGCUCAUCUGACUGAAAAUUUGUUUCCUGAGUUUCCUCUUCUCCCUCUUUGAACUGGGACAUCUAGGAUCAGAUUUUCUGCACAAUAUUGGCCAAAAAUGAAAAACGCCGCCUGGCUAACACCUCACACACCAGCUCAUAUCGUUCUGCAGAUAAACUCUUCGCAGGAACGAAGGAGAGUCAACUAGCUUAAAAAAAAAAAAAGUUCUAAGAUAUUUGGAAUAAAACCAGCUGGGAGCUCUAAACCUCUCUUCAAAUUAAAAAAUAAUAAAAUAAAAUAAUAACACCUGGAAUGAGCUGUUUGCAGCUUUUUGCUGUGUUUCCACAGGGGGAAUGACCACUGAAGAGUUUUCCCUUUGUGACAAACAGGACGAGUGGAAGUGUGGAGCGAGGCUAAAACCCUCUCUGUGGGUUCUUUGCACAGAUAAUGCCAUGCCGCCAUGUCCCUCGGGUCAAAAUGCCUUUCAGUCUGCUUACAGAUGAACAGAGGUAACAGGUUUUUGGCUGUGAAUGCCCUGCUCUGCAGCCAGAAGCUGCCACACCAUUUCCCCCCUCUUCUAUUUUUUAAAGGCCUUUCCUCUCUGACAAAGGAAAGAAAGUAAAGUAGUGCCGUGGAGGCGGCUCAGAGCUCCGCCCUGUUCAGCUCACACAACAACAGGCAGCACUGAGGUCAUUUACUCCAUCGCCUCCAAGCCCAGGUGUGACUUCCUCGCACUGUUUACAUUCUCAUUGUAGCUUUUUUUUUUUUUUUUUUUUCUUUCUUUUAAAUCCCUCCUCUUACAAAUUUUCACGAGUACGUCAUUAAAA